Molecule: messenger RNA, 668 nt
Organism: Culex pipiens pallens (northern house mosquito)
Lineage: Eukaryota; Metazoa; Arthropoda; Insecta; Diptera; Culicidae
Gene: LSm1
Product: U6 snRNA-associated Sm-like protein LSm1
Exons: 2
Coding region: 153-557 (134 amino acids)
Biological process (GO): deadenylation-dependent decapping of nuclear-transcribed mRNA
Cellular component (GO): P-body; Lsm1-7-Pat1 complex
Molecular function (GO): RNA cap binding
Source: RefSeq, a predicted model, not a curated record
GUCUUGUCAAACAGAUUUGUUGUUUAUCCAACAUUGGAAAAUCUCAACAGUUUGUUGUGCAUUUUACCUCAGAAAUUUCAAUAAUUCCGUGUUUUUUUAACGAUAAUUUAGGAUAAAUUAAAUUUUUCAAGCACUAGCCCUCACAGAGCAAAAUGGAAAACCCUCUCUUCGGCACCGCUCACCUGCUGGACGAAGUGGACAAAAAACUAAUGGUCCUGCUGCGGGACGGACGCACACUGAUCGGCUACCUGCGCAGCGUGGACCAGUUCGCGAACCUGGUGCUGCACCGCACGAUCGAGCGGAUACACGUGGGCAACGAGUACGGGGACAUCCAGCGGGGCGUGUUCAUCAUCCGGGGCGAGAACGUGGUGCUGCUGGGCGAGAUCGACCGCGAGAAGGAAAACAACCUGCCGCUGAAGGAGAUCUCGGUGGAUGAUAUUUUGGACGCGCAACGCCGGGAGCAGGAAGCGCGCCAAGAGAAGCACCGGCUGAUUUCGAAGGCACUGAAGGAGCGAGGGUUGAACGUGAACUCGGAGCUGACGCAGGAUGAGUUUUGAGCGAGGGCAUUUUAUCAUACGUUCUCAUCGAGAGAACAGUUUUUUUUGUUCGUUUAUUUUAAUAUCGUUUGCGUACAAUAAUAAUUAAUAAAAAUCUAUAUUGGUAUCGUG